Rhinolophus ferrumequinum (greater horseshoe bat) is the source of this 1969-nucleotide messenger RNA. RefSeq names its product COPI coat complex subunit zeta 2 (gene COPZ2). Bases 30 to 641 code for a protein of 203 amino acids. Gene Ontology annotation, biological process: intra-Golgi vesicle-mediated transport; retrograde vesicle-mediated transport, Golgi to endoplasmic reticulum; intracellular protein transport. The record is from RefSeq and is a predicted model, not a curated record. Lineage: Eukaryota; Metazoa; Chordata; Mammalia; Chiroptera; Rhinolophidae. The transcript is spliced from 9 exons. Gene Ontology annotation, cellular component: COPI vesicle coat.
CGGCGCUGUCAGCGCGAGCGGCGAGCGGAAUGCAGCGGCUGGAGGCCUGGCCACGUCCGCACCUGGGGGUGGGGGCCGCGGCCGGCCAGGCCGGGGGUCCGGCGCCGCCCGCCGGAGCCGGAGAGCCCACGGGGCCGCGGUUACAGGAACCUUCCCUCUACACCAUCAAGGCUGUUUUCAUCCUAGAUAAUGACGGACACCGCCUGCUGGCCAAGUAUUAUGAUGACACAUUCCCCUCCAUGAAGGAGCAGAUGGCCUUUGAGAAAAAUGUCUUCAAUAAGACCAGCCGGACUGACAGUGAGAUCGCAUUUUUCGGGGGCAUGACCAUCGUCUACAAGAGCAGCAUUGACCUCUUCCUGUAUGUGGUUGGCUCAUCCCACGAGAAUGAGCUGAUGCUCAUGUCUGUUCUCACCUGCCUGUUUGAGUCCCUGGUCCACGUGUUAAGGAAGAAUGUGGAGAAGCGCUGGUUGCUGGAGAACAUGGACGGAGCCUUCUUGGUGCUGGACGAGAUUGUGGAUGGCGGCGUGAUUCUGGAGAGCGACCCCCAGCAAGUGAUCCAGAAAGUGAAUUUUAGGUACCCUCACCCUGGUCUGACCACCCUCUUGACACUGCUUCCCCACAGGCAGAUGACAGCAGCUUGACUGAACAGAGUGUGGCCCAGGUCUCUCUGCUCAGACUAAUCCUGCUUUUAUGGAGCUUCCUGCCCUGGCACUAACUACCUCCCUCCUGCUGUGGUGGCCCAGGCCAAGAUGGGUGUGUAACAUCCCGUGUGGAGCCCCAGGUGUGGUGCCCACUUUCCUGUCACUGCCCUUGGUGCUCACCCUACCUCUUCCUCCUCCUGGUUUCCUAGGCCUCCAAAUACCCUACUGAGAGAAAUGUGGCUGCAUGGCAGUUUUCACAUCCAAAAGAGGUUAGGGAGCGAGGAGCAGAGCAGAUAAAAACACAGGUGCUGUGAGUACAUCCCAGGAUGUACUCGUAUGUUCCACCUUACCACCUAGAAUCUGGUGACCUAGGGCAAGUUACUCAACCUCCCUGGGCCUUGGGAAAUCACAGGACACUCCUCAUGGAGUUAUUAUGAGAAUUAGAUGAGCUAAUGCACGGAAAGCGCUUAGCAUAGCCCCUAUUUUUCCAAAGGGGGAAAGAAUGAAGACAUAAUACUUUUAAUGGAAUUCUUGAGUAAAAAUCAAGGAAGUUGCCGGUAGUGAAUGGAAGAUGAAAUGAGGAGAAAGUUAAAUUCUGGCUAGGAGAAGCAGAAGAACCCCAGGGUCAGCCUGUCCCUGAGAGAGGAGAGAGACUGUGCAGGAAGAAGGGACAAACAGUUUAGGAUGGCCCUUUUUAAAAAGGGAAUGAGGCUUGGUGGCUGGAGGGACAAUAUGAGGGACAUACCUGGAGUCGCCACCACAUUGGCAUUGUGUUUGCAGUUGUAUGGAUUCGUGUAAGCGUUGGACUGAGGCUGUUUCCUCAGCAGGACAUGACAGUGAACAAUUUGAAUGCAUGUGUCCCGUAGCAGUGUCUGGCAAGCCACCAUUUGCCAGCUAUGCCACAUCAGCAGUGGGUUGGGGUGGGUGUGGAGGACACACUGCCAGCCAAGGCCAGAGCUAGAGUUUUGCUGAAAUGUCUGAGCUCAGGAAGUGUCAGGCCUGGGCUCAGUCUCUGCCUGGACGUGGCACUGUGGGCGGGAGCUUGCAUGGCGUGGCAUGGGAAAUAUGGGGCCUGCCGCCACACCCACCGCUGCAGAUGCAGAAACCAGAGGGCUGGGCAGCCGUGGGCCUGGGCUGGGAGCUGGCUGCAGCCAGUUUGGACUGCUCUUUCCAUCCGGAUGGCCUGUCCCCACGUAAGCCAGGCAGAGAUGAGUUGCUGCCACCUAGUGAAGGGGAGUUGCAGGGACCCAUAGAGAAGGUGGGCUUAGACCUCCCUCUCACUGCAGUGUUAAGGCACUUGACGUUUCCGCCAAUUCUUUCUCUUAACU